AUGAUUCCCCUCACAGUAGAAAUACAUCCAGAAGCAAAAGUAGAAGUAGAAAUACAUCCAGAAGCAAAAGUAGAAGUAGAAAUAUAUCCAGAAGUAGAAGCAGAAAUAGGUAUAAAAAAUCUGAGAAUCGCAAAAAUCGCACCUCUAACAGAACACAUAGACACAGCCCUCAUUCACACAGGAAAUCACAUAAACAUACAGAAUCACACAGAAAAUCACAUAGAGAAUCUAGAAGAUCUCGAGAAAGAAAUAGAGAAAGAACUGGAGAAAGAAAUAGAGAAAGAACGGGAGAAAGAACUGGAGAAAGAGUUGGAGAAAGAACUGGAGAAAGAUUUAGAAAGAUUUAGAAAGAGUUGGGAUUAA
This is a messenger RNA of Theileria parva strain Muguga, 363 nucleotides long. RefSeq lists its product as uncharacterized. The record is from RefSeq and is a predicted model, not a curated record. NCBI's taxonomy places the organism in Eukaryota, Apicomplexa, Aconoidasida, Piroplasmida, Theileriidae. Bases 1 to 363 code for a protein of 120 amino acids. The transcript has a single exon.